Messenger RNA from Olea europaea var. sylvestris, 1041 nucleotides. RefSeq names its product chaperone protein dnaJ 20, chloroplastic-like. The transcript has 2 exons. Bases 116 to 709 code for a protein of 197 amino acids. Gene Ontology annotation, cellular component: chloroplast. The record is from RefSeq and is a predicted model, not a curated record. NCBI's taxonomy places the organism in Eukaryota, Viridiplantae, Streptophyta, Magnoliopsida, Lamiales, Oleaceae.
CUUUAAAAAAUAAAUAAAUAAAAUUGUCCCCACGCCAGCACCGCUGCUGCCGAUAUUAAUUUACCCCGCCAACACAAAAGCUUACCUAAAAAUAACCAAAAACAGAGAGAGAAGAAUGUGCUGCAACCAUGGCGUAACAUUCCCCAGAAGCGACCGUUUUCGCUUCUCCUUCUUCAUUCCAUCAAUUGGAAUCCGAUCCGACCCACUUCCCUCUUCAAUCUCCUUCCGAUCCAGACCCGGGCCCGCUUUCAGACCACUGAAAUCCAACAACAGUGACACCAUUUCACUGCCUUCUGACUGCCCGGCCAGCUUCUACGAUCUUCUGGGCAUAUCCGAAUCUGGGACCCAACUGGAGAUCAAAAAAGCUUACAAACAGCUGGCACGGAAGUACCACCCUGACGUUUCGCCUCCGGAUAGGGUCGAGGAGCAUACUGAGAGGUUUAUUCGGGUCCAGGAGGCCUAUGAAACGCUGUCGGAUCCAAGGAGGAGAGCUUUGUAUGAUCGAGACAUGGCUAAGGGCCUUCACCUUGCGUUUUCUGCCCGUGGCCAUUACAAAUUCGACGAGCAAAUGGAAGAGAAAAGUGAAUGGAAGAGUCGUUGGCAAUCUCAAGUAUCAGAGCUGAAGAAAAGAAGCACUUAUAAGAACUCCGGUGAUAACAAUUCGUGGGGGGCUCGAAUGCGCAGGCAAAGGAAUCAAUCAUCAUCUUAAAUUAGUAAUAAACCUUAUUAAUUAUGAAUGUAUAUAUAGUACUUGUUUUCUGGGUUUAUGUAAGAGAGAAGUACUUUGUAGUAAGCAUUAGGCUCACAUAAGAUAUACUCGUAAGCGUAAUGGUACAAGACUCCACGGUUAUACGCAGAGACAAUAGUUGGCUAUACUGAUUUGGCAUACCCAUUUGGAAGGGCUUUCGCUUGACAGAUUAAAUGUAUGGCGGGUUUGCAGGCUUAUGGACAAAGUCUUUUGGCACCUAGACGAAUUGAGUUGUGUCCCUGAUCAACCCAUAUGAAUUGUUUAUUAUUAUUAUUAUGAUUUUGUCUUCGUUA